This is a messenger RNA of Colletotrichum destructivum, 555 nucleotides long. Its product is annotated as Putative metallo-dependent phosphatase. The transcript has 3 exons. The record is from RefSeq and is a predicted model, not a curated record. NCBI's taxonomy places the organism in Eukaryota, Fungi, Ascomycota, Sordariomycetes, Glomerellales, Glomerellaceae. Gene Ontology annotation, molecular function: phosphoprotein phosphatase activity. Gene Ontology annotation, cellular component: cytoplasm. Bases 1 to 555 code for a protein of 184 amino acids.
AUGAUCGCCCCUGGCAUAGUGUCGGAAGAGGACGUCCUGGAGUUUGCAACGAUGCCAUCGACGCACAUGGGCGGCCUUUACCCAGCAUUGAAGCUGCAUUUGAAGAAGAUCCGUAUUGCAGAGAAAGACAGUGGCUCUCCUUUCCUUUCUUUGGCUUUCAUGCAUAUACCCUUUCCCAAAUACGCAGGAGACGAUUUGUCGAUAAGUGGUGGCAAGCGGAGGGAACCAACCGAAGGCCCCAGCAUCAACACGCAUCUUUACGAUGCCCUGGUGCAAGAAGAAGUGUCUGCGGUGGGCUGUGGGCACGAUCAUGUCAACGACUUCUGCGCUCUGUUGCCGAAGUCGCAGCGAGGGCAGUUGGUAGAAGGCGACAACCAAUCGAAGGACACGCGCGUCUGGGAGAUUGACGCUAACAAGGGCGAGGGCGAGUUGAAGACAUGGAAGCGCAUCAAGUACUCCGGUGACCGAUUCGAGGAACUAGUACUCGUAGAAGGCGGCCAAGUCACAGAUCCCUCAGCGUCAUUAGACACCGAGAAGCCAUGCACAAUUCUCUGA